Molecule: messenger RNA, 5384 nt
Organism: Danio rerio (zebrafish)
Lineage: Eukaryota; Metazoa; Chordata; Actinopteri; Cypriniformes; Danionidae
Source: RefSeq, a predicted model, not a curated record
UUCAGACCUGGUUGCUUGUUUCUCUGGGGAUCUGGCAACAAUGCCGCCGGCGCGCGAGUCAAAGCUCGAGACUUUGCAGAGCAGCAGAGAAUCGGACGGAGCGAACGGCACGCGUUGUUUCUGUUGACCACAGGACUACCUCGUUUCUUGUUUCCUACCUUUCGGCGUCUAUUAUAAUCGACUCUUAUCGAUUAUUGUCACAUUGUUUCUUUUAAUGCCCCAAACCGGUUGUGUUUCUUGUUUUUCCAGUCGAACUCUAAUUCAUUGGGUAAGUCUUGGUGGACAUCCUCACCGUUGUUGCAGGACUGGACCUCACAUUUACGUGAAUGUUUUGGAUGAAUAAAACGUUACGUGAAUGUUUUGGGUGAACGAAAAGUUUGAUUUUGGACCUCAGAAAACGUUUCCUGCACUAACGCUGACGGACGACACUUUUGUGUGCUGAAUGACUGAGUUAUUUGUUCAGGGUGGAUGUUCAGUGUCUCAUCGGGAGUCAAAAUACAACUUGGGAUCCUUGAUAGAAAUGCUAAUGCUGCGGUUGAUGGAGAAACAUUUCUAAAAAAUCACCCGCAGUGGACCUGGCGCCCCGCAUCAGUCUGCGUGCACUUCAAAACCUUCAACUUCACCACAUCCACAAUCAUAACAUUGUUUGAAAUUCACCUCGAAUCAGAUUCAUACAUUGAGCAUAUGGCAGUGCCUUCUCAAAUCUGACAAUACUUGCGACUUUCAUUUGAGGUCAUUGCUUGCUUUGAAUGGAACAAAGGAGGUUGAUGUUUCUGAAUCUGAUUUCUUCCACAAACAUUCAGAGAUUUGAGCUCCGGGUGUUUCAGAUGUGGAUGUUGCGGUCACAGCACCUCCUCAAGCGCUGAGGGAUCUGGUGAAGUUCAGCCCUCUACUAGUCUUUUGUCUCUAUUAGGUCCCAUUCAUUUGUCUUAUAAGAGGAACAUGGGAAUCCAGACGAGGGGAGCCUGGGUGGCCAUGGCGUUCUCGGACUGGGUCAGUGCUUUGGGAUUUCUAUUAAUCUUCCUGAUGGAGAGUUUAGCAGUGGAUGCGACCAACAUGGAGCCAGUCUACUGGAACACUUUAAAUAGAAGGUUUGGAGAUGAGCGAGGCUACAUUCUCUACCCUCAGAUAGGUGAUCGCCUGGACCUUGUGUGUCCUGCCACGAGUCCCGCGGGACCAAACUCUCCUCCUGAGUAUGAGUUUUAUAAACUGUACCUGGUGUCCACACGAGAGCAGGCCGACAGGUGUGAGGUGAUGGGGGCUCCGAAUCUGCUGCUCACCUGCGACAAACCCAACAGCGAUAUGAGGUUUACCAUCAAGUUCCAGGAGUAUUCGCCCAAUCUGUGGGGUCACGAGUUCAAGAACUUACGAGACUACUACAUUAUUGCUACCUCUGAUGGAACCAAAGAAGGUAUCGACAGCAUGAGAGGAGGCGUUUGUGUGACGCGAGGGAUGAAGCUGGUCCUCAAAGUGGGACAGACUGCAUAUGGCCUUCCCCCAAAGCCCAAGCCUGAUCCAGGGCGACCUAACAGCAAAAUCCCAGAUACUGAAAGUGGCUCUAAAGGGGGUGAAACCAGUGAAAGUGGCGCCGUGUCUGCGUCUAACAUUGCCCUGAUCUCCGGCGGUGCAGGGGGAGCCUUUAUCCUACUGAUCGCCAUUGUGAUUGCUGUGGUUUGCUACCGACGUCGGAAAGCCAAGCACUCCGAAACGCACCAUCCUGCCCUCACGCUCUCCUCUCUUACUCCAAAGAGGGGCAGCUCUGGUGGGACGGCGACAGGGAGCAGUGGGGGCAACAAUAAUGGCUCAGAACCCAGUGACAUCAUCAUUCCCUUGCGGACCUCUGACUCGGCCUACUGCCCCCAUUAUGAAAAAGUCAGUGGCGAUUAUGGACAUCCUGUCUACAUCGUUCAAGAGAUGCCCCCUCAGAGCCCUGCCAAUAUUUACUAUAAAGUAUGAGAUCAACAAACACAGAAAACACAUGCUGACUCUAUAGUACCUCACACACACUCUGUGUGUCCGAGCGACUCUAUAUGUUAGAGCCUGUUACUAGAACUUGAACCCGAAGUUGAGUUGAUGGUACUUUCUAGAAAAGCGGUGAAUUCUGCUUUUUAUGUCAUAGCAGCGUGUGUGCGUUUAUUUACACGUGUGUCUUUGUGUGCGACCUGAGGCGGAGUUUGGAUUAACGACUUCACAUGUGCUCCGGCACAAGUGAAUGGACGUCACACACCUGUUCGAGACGAGUUUAUACGUCCAUUCUGAUGGUUGGAUUUAUUGUGCUUAACCUCAGAACCAAACAGUAGAGAAUGAGACUUUUAAGUGAAAAAUAAUAACUAUAAAUAAUAUAAGUACUUCAUACAUUUUAUACUUUAGGGGGAAAUUCACUAAAGGCGCGUUUACAUGAAAUAAAAACUGAAAACAUCAUGAGUACUUGAUAGCCAUAACAGCUAUGGUGGAUUACAGGACCAUAUUUAUGCAGACAUAUAGUGUUUCUUUACCAAGUUGCCACCUACUGGCCUGGCCGAUGUAGUGCAACUUUGAUUUAGUCAUUUUCCCAUAUCUGAAAAUGAGGAUCAUUUGACUCCUCUUCAAAAAAGUGCAAAAGAAAAACAAAUCCGUUUUCAGUACAUUGUUGUCAUGUAAACGAACUCUAAUUGUGCUUGCUGUUUGCGUUGUUUAUUUGCACUGUGCGGGUUAUUUUACCACCACUACAUUCACUACAGGAAAUCUGGCAACAAUAAAGGUACAUUCAGAAGAACUCCAUUUUAGGCUGCAUUGUGACCUAGCACAAUCUGUUAAAGUAAAGGACUGUACUGUAAAGCAGUGGUCCCCAACCUUUUUUUUAUCAUCGUGGACCGGUUAACGCAUGACUGGGGGUUCGUAGGUUGCUAGGUGACCAUCAACAGUUUUCUCAGAGGAUGACAAGUUGACAUUGCUGUCACUCUGACACAAGUUUUAUUUAUGGAGAAAAAUUACAAAGCACUGCUGUGUUUGGGUGUUCUGUGUUUUCUUAUAUUCCAUACAAAGUAGAAGGCUAAUUGGUCAGAUCUUGUCACGUGACUCGCAGUGCGCUCGCGACAUUCAUUCAGCUUGUGUGCUUCUGGAAGGUGAAAGUGCGUCACGCCGCUUGUACGCACAAGCUGCACAUCUCCAUUGGAAAUAACAAACUUGCAUAAACUCUAGAAAAGACGCGAUAUGCGAACAUCAUUUGCAAAUUUUCAGCAGUUGAUCUUCUUGCACAGACAUGCUGGAUUCACCUGAUUUGUUGACACCUGGGUUGCGGAUCCAUUCCUUGGCAGUUGUUUGGGUCUUUUACUGGGCCUUUUUUCUCAACAAAACUACAAUGACUACAAUGAAUAGCUUAUUUUGCUACUUGUGGGUUAAAGACGUAAGCAAGAGAAUACGGUCAUUUUUCAAAAUAAACGAUCGUUCAGACUCGGAUUAUAAAUUAAACGGAAGUGCUAAUGAUUUCUUGUGCAGCCCGGUACCAAAUGAGCACCGUGGCCUGGGGAUUGAGGACCACUGCUCUAAAGAAUCGCUUAGAACUAUAAUAGAGUAUCCAAACGGUUGAAAAGGCUUUUGAAACCCAUUGUAUCUACAAAUCAUUCAGUUUCUCCAUCCUUUGAUCUUUAUUUCACAAAUUUAAAUUCACAGUCAUUAUUGCAAAUUUUUUAAUCGGUUUGGUUAGUGUCUUCUAAUACUCUAUUCACACCAAACCUGAUGAAAAGUCGCCUUUGCACAUUUGCAUUGACUUUGUAUGUAAUCUACUCAUGUGAAUGCUUCGUUUCACUUUUAGUGUGAACUAGGCAUAAUGCGGUCCAGGGAAAACCAUGGAAUUAACACUUCCUGCCCUGAUCCAAUGAUGAAUGAUCCAACAUUUUUAGCAUCAUCAGCUGGAUCCAGUAGAAUGUUUCAUGUUUUUCUGUAAUACGGCAGAUUUGCUUUAAAAGAAGUUUUGCACUGCAAUGUACGUUUUUAAAAACAUUUUAGCUUAAAUUGUGCAUUUGUUAAGCUGGAUUGUUUGUGGUUUGUGAAUGAGGCACAGAGAGUACCACACGCAAAACUAGCUGAAGCGUUUAGUGAAUUCUCCCCUCUAUGUUUUGUUUUUCUCAUUUCACCCGACUGUAAAUGUUUGUCUUUUCUGCACUCAGACCUCCAUCUGAUUUAUUUAUUGUGCAUCAAAGAAACAGUUUUUCAUUCCUUCCACUUCAUCAGCUUCCUAUCCCAACUCCUCAGUACCAGCUUGUUUGUUUUUGAGGAUUGUUUUUUUUAAACAUUUUUAUGCGAGCUGCAGGAAUCGCAUGUGGAGGAGGUGUAGACAAAUGAUGGACUGUUUCAGUUCGAGACUCUUCCAAGAGGUCGCUGGUCAAAGUUAAGCGCUCCCAGAAAAACCCCUCUGCGUCGUGCUGAAGUCCUUCAUCGUGAUGAUUUGAGGGCUUCUUCAUCUCUUCCUGGGCUUUUGAAGUACUGCGUACGCCAUGAUAAACUGCUUACUUGCUGUAGACACACAAUCCCAAACUUAUACACACUUAACACGCACAUGCACAUUACAGCGGUUUGUGUUUUUAUCUUUUAACCCCGGCAGAUGGACUCCAGCUGUGUGCCUGUAUGUGUUUCAAAGCUUCGUGAUUGUGAUUCAGGCUGAAGACAGCAGGACUAAGAACCGAGAACUCGACUCACAAACUCUUGAGUGUUACACAUCUCCGUUGCUUGGUUACGAUUUUGUCUCGACUCUCAUUAUCACAUUUCGGGUGAUGUCUCCAAAAAAACAUCACUGACAUUCUCACCUCGUGCCAGCUUGAGGCUUCAGGUCCACCUGAGUUAUAUUACUGGAAGAGACGUGACAUCAUCACCUGAUGUAAGAGGAGACUGUAUGUUACUGGCUGGAGUGACCUGACCUUCAUGGUUCAGACUUUCCAUGUUGAGUUAUUGUCUGACAUAAUUUCGACAAAUGGGUCAAUUCCAGAAAUUGCACCUUUGUCAUUUUUUGUUCUUCGCAUUUCGUUCCUUUUGACAGUGUUGAUUCGUUUGUAUAUUGAGUAAAUGAGAAUAUUUUGAAUGGAGAAAAAGCUAAUCGUUUUAUCCAACCUACCCUUCUUGUGGCCAUGGUAACCCUCGAUGAUUACUGGCGAUGGGAGCAUUAGGGAAUUUAACGAUUGUGGUUUUGAUUUCCCUUAACGGUUCCAUUGAUAUUUCCUAUAGUACUUCUGAGGAAGACAUAUUUGAGAAAAAGAAAAUAAAUGCAAUUUUUAUUGCAUCGCUGUCCUCGUCAAUCUGUUGCCAAAGGAAGUUUAAUAAAAAAUGUUCAGAGCCUUUUUUUAAUGGCGAAAUAAAUGAAAUCCAAUAAUUUGAGCUAACCAUGUAUUAAAAAGACUAAAUGUCACAAA